AUGUCGACCGAACCCGUCUCCAGCAAUACCAGCGUCGUGGCGCAUGAAAUCUCUGAGAAGCCAGUGGAGGUCACAGCGCCAUCCCACGAGCGGGACACGGCAGAGAACCUCGCGGAACAAAAUCCGCAGGAUGAAAAAACACUGGUCGAUGGUGAAAAUGGUUCAACCAAGGAGUCGGGCGCACCGCUCGAUCGCAUUCCUUCUCAGGCGCAAAGAAUGAGUAAGAAGAAUAUUGUCUUGGUUAUGAUGGCACUUUGUAUGGCUACGUUCCUGGCAGCUCUGGACAUGACUAUCGUUUCUACUGCUCUUCCCACUAUCGCUGAUAAGUUCAAUGCAUCGGAAAGUGGUUACUCAUGGAUCGCUUCAUCCUACCUUCUCGCCAACGCUGCUUGUAUUCCUUUAUGGGGUAAGAUCUCUGAUAUCUGGGGUCGCAAGCCGAUUAUCUUAAUGGCCAAUGUCUUGUUCUUGGUUGGUAGUUUGGUUUGUGCCUUGGCAAAGAGUCUUGCUAUGAUUAUUGCCGGCCGUGCUAUUCAGGGUAUUGGUGGAGGUGGUAUGAUUAUCCUUUCCAACAUUAGUGUCACCGAUCUGUUUAGUAUGCGUGAGCGCCCCAUGUACUAUGGUCUCUUCGGCGCUACAUGGGCUAUUGCGAGUGCACUGGGUCCUAUCAUUGGUGGUGCUUUCACCACUGCUGUUACCUGGAGAUGGUGCUUCUACUUGAACUUGCCCAUUGGCGGUGUCUCCUUGGUUAUUCUAUUUCUCUUCUUGCACAUUGAAACUCCAAAGACCCCAUUGAUCGCUGGUCUGCGCACAAUUGACUGGAUUGGCACAUUCUUGAUCAUUGGUGGUACUCUUAUGUUCCUGUUUGGCCUUGAGUUUGGUGGUGUCAACUACCCCUGGGCCUCAGCUACUGUGAUUUGUUUGAUCAUUUUUGGAGUUAUGGUUUGGGUUAUCGCUUUCUUUGCAGAAUGGAAGAUUGCCAAAUACCCCAUCAUCCCGCUCCGACUCUUCACUGAGUGGUACAAUGUCUUGAUCCUGUUGAUCUGCUUCUGCCACGGCUUUGUCUUCAUUUCCGGCACAUACUACCUGCCGUUCUACUUCCAAACUGUCCUGCUCGCAUCCCCCAUUAUGAGUGGUGUUUACCUCCUACCUCUGGUUCUGGCCCUCUCUGUUGUCUCUGCUGCAACUGGUGUUCUUAUGAAGAAGACCGGUCGCUACCGCGAAUUCAUCAUGGCUGGUCUCUUCUGUAUGACACUCGGAUUCGGUCUCAUGAUUGACCUGAAGCCCUAUGCCUCCUGGGCCCGAAUCAUCAUCUUCCAGCUUAUUGCUGGUGUGGGUGUUGGUCCUAAUUUCCAGGCCCCACUAGUCGCAUUACAGGCUAACGUCCGACCUGCCGACAUGGCUACUGCAACUGCCACCUUUGGCUUUGUGCGCCAGCUCGCCACCUCCAUAUCCAUCGUCAUGGGCACAGUUGUAUACCAAAACAUGAUGUCUCAACAAUCGGCCGAGCUCACUGCCGCCGUCGGACCUACUAUCGCCGCAACCAUCUCUUCUUCCUUCGCCGGCUCCUCGAAGUCUCUUAUCGAGGGUCUUACAACAUCCCAGCGUGAGGUUGUACUCAAGGCUUUCACCUUUGCCCUCAGCCGCAUGUGGAUCAUGUAUACUGCGGUUGCCGCUCUCGGAUUCAUUCUGUCCUGCUUCAUUCGCCCUCUCAAACUCAGUAAGGCGCACACUAUCCACAAGACCGGUCUUGCUGAGCAAGAGCGAGCCCGUCAGGAACUGGCCAACCAGGAGAGCAAACCUGAGGAUAAUCUUGAAACCCAGGCCUAG
Penicillium malachiteum is the source of this 1827-nucleotide messenger RNA. RefSeq names its product MDR family MFS transporter. The coding region runs from base 1 to 1827 and encodes 608 amino acids. Gene Ontology annotation, biological process: transmembrane transport. The record is from RefSeq and is a predicted model, not a curated record. Gene Ontology annotation, molecular function: transmembrane transporter activity. Lineage: Eukaryota; Fungi; Ascomycota; Eurotiomycetes; Eurotiales; Aspergillaceae. The transcript has 4 exons. Gene Ontology annotation, cellular component: membrane.